Messenger RNA from Penicillium expansum, 309 nucleotides. Its product is annotated as LYR motif-containing protein. Gene Ontology annotation, biological process: iron-sulfur cluster assembly. The record is from RefSeq and is a predicted model, not a curated record. Gene Ontology annotation, cellular component: L-cysteine desulfurase complex; mitochondrion. NCBI's taxonomy places the organism in Eukaryota, Fungi, Ascomycota, Eurotiomycetes, Eurotiales, Aspergillaceae. Bases 1 to 309 code for a protein of 102 amino acids. The transcript has 5 exons.
AUGUCUGUCGCGUCCUUGCAUCGUGAGACUGCCUUCCAGGCACGAUCUUUGUUUUCCAACUACAACUUCCGUGAAUACGCUCGUCGGAAGACAAGGGAUUCAUUCCGCGAGCACCAAAACACUACAGAGGAACGUCGGAUACAGGAACUGAUUCAGGAGGGACUGCAAAGCUUGCGCUUGCUGAAGAGACAAACGAUCAUCAGCCAGUUCUAUCAGUUGGACAAGUUGGUAGUGGAAGGCCAGAAGGCUGGAAAGGAAACCGGAAACCAGGGAGGCAUUGUUCGCCAGAAGGACACUGGUUGGGAUUGA